AUGCCUCCAAAGAAGAAAUGUACCCACAAGGCCAGGAAGGCAGAGCUGACGUUCCUUGAGAGGCCGCGGGAGGGACCUGUCCAUUGCUAUGAAACUUUGCUACCUUCUUCCAAGAAUCCAAGACGUGUUCCUGCAAAACCUGUAGAUCAGAACACCUCUGCUGCCUGGGUGUGCCCACAAUUUGAACCAACUGAAUCAGUGGUGUUGAAAGCAUGCCAGAAGAAGCAUUGUGGUCCUCGCAAACCCCAGAAUCAGGAUGCCAACCCCAGUUCGUUUCACACAGGAGGAGCUUGUCGAAAAGGUAUAGCCUGCAAGUUUCCUCCUUUAACUUUUGAGAAUCCAGAAGGACGUGCAGUCCACCCCUCGGAUCAUCCGAAAUGCUCAAGGAAGAACACGCAGAGCUCUUGCAGCCAGCCCAAGAAACGAGCAGCAGCAAAAGCCAACAUCCAGGUGAACAGUCCAGAGAACUGUAGAGAAAUACCGUUACCUGCUUCCCAGCCUGUGGAGCCAGCAGUCUUUAGUCCACCGAAUGUAGAGACUCCACAGGUACCUUCCAUAAGGAACCAGAGAUGCUGCAGAGCUCUGCCACAAACAAGUAGCCAUGCCUGGCAUCUGGAAAAAGAGCUGGCAUUUGGUAUUGAUCCCUGUGGGAGAGAGGAGUCGGCAACAGUACUGGUUAUGGAUACUCCCGAGCAUGAGUAUGGAGUAAAGGUUACUUGGAGACACCGACCUCACGUCAUGAAAUACUUCAGGGAAAUAGGGAAGCUGAGCACCACUGACAUAAUGGUGAAUGCAAACCUCAAGGACAUGGCCUGA
Messenger RNA from Mesitornis unicolor (brown roatelo), 816 nucleotides. It is a transcript of the gene RHNO1, whose product is annotated as RAD9-HUS1-RAD1 interacting nuclear orphan 1. Gene Ontology annotation, biological process: cellular response to ionizing radiation; recombinational repair; DNA damage checkpoint signaling. The coding region runs from base 1 to 816 and encodes 271 amino acids. The record is from RefSeq and is a predicted model, not a curated record. The transcript is spliced from 2 exons. Gene Ontology annotation, cellular component: chromosome; nucleus. Lineage: Eukaryota; Metazoa; Chordata; Aves; Mesitornithiformes; Mesitornithidae.